Messenger RNA from Pseudopodoces humilis (Tibetan ground-tit), 645 nucleotides. Lineage: Eukaryota; Metazoa; Chordata; Aves; Passeriformes; Paridae. The record is from RefSeq and is a predicted model, not a curated record.
CCCAACGGCACCUGUGUUCCACUGGAGAUCGUGCUGAUGGAGAAGGUGGUUGGCUGCCGCAGAAUCAUCCAGCUCCUCGACUGGUUCAAGCUGCCCGACAGCUUCGUGCUGGUGAUGGAGCGUCCGGAGCAAUCUCGGGAUCUCUUGCACGUCCUGCUGGAGCAAGAGUUCCUGAGCGAGGAGGCGGCGUGCUGGCUUUUCUGGCAGGUGCUGGAGGCCGUGUGGCACUGCACCGCCUGCAGCAUCCUGCACCAGGACAUCAAGCCAGAGAACCUCCUCGUCAACCCAGAGACUGGUGAGCUGAAGCUGAUCGACUUCAGUUGCGGCACUUUCCUCCAGGAGCUGGCCUGCACACAGUUUGCCGGAACACGCACGUACUGCCCACCCGAGUGGAUCGGCCUGCGCUGCUACCAUGGCGAUGGGGCGACCAUCUGGUCCCUGGGCGUGCUGCUGUUGGAGAUGGUGUGUGGGUUCCUGCCCUUCGAGAAUGAGUGUGACAUCGUGUUGGGGCAGCUCUUCUUCCCGCAGGAGGUCUCUCCAGAGUGCCAACAUCUGAUCCGCUGGUGUUUGUCCAAGCACCCCAUGGACCGGCCGGUGCUGGAGCAGAUCUUCUACCACCCUUGGGUGUUGGGCGGGCAUUUCUGA